CCGCCCGCCGCCGAGCGCGCCAGCCUCGGGUCCCAAGGCACCGCGCGUCCGCUCCCUCUCCGACUCCGGGAUGAUCGGCCAGAAGACCCUCUACUCCUUCUUCUCCCCGAACCCCUCCCGGAAGCGACCUGCCUGCAGCCCCGAGCCGGCCGCCCCGGGGACCGGCGUGGCGGCCGCAGCUGAGGAGAGCGGCGAGGAGGCGGCCAGCCCUGCCAAGAAGAUCCGAGCCGGGCAGGAUGAGCCGGGCACGCCGCCCUCUUCGCCCCUGAGUCCCGAGCAGCUGGGCCGCAUCCAGAGGAACAAAGCCGCAGCCCUGCUCCGACUCGCGGCCCGCAACGUGCCGGUGGGCUUCGGGGAGAGCUGGAAGCAGCAUCUCAGCGGGGAGUUCGGGAAACCCUACUUCAUAAAGCUAAUGGGAUUUGUUGCAGAAGAAAGAAAACAUUACACUGUUUAUCCUCCCCCACACCAAGUCUUCACAUGGACCCAGAUGUGUGACAUAAGAGAUGUGAAGGUUGUCAUCCUGGGACAGGAUCCCUAUCACGGACCCAACCAAGCUCACGGGCUCUGCUUUAGUGUCCAAAGGCCAGUCCCUCCUCCACCCAGUUUGGAAAACAUUUAUAAAGAGUUGUCUACAGACAUAGAUGGUUUUGUGCAUCCGGGCCAUGGAGAUUUAUCUGGAUGGGCCAAACAAGGUGUGCUUCUACUCAACGCUGUCCUCACCGUCCGGGCCCAUCAAGCCAACUCCCACAAGGAGAGAGGUUGGGAGCAAUUCACUGAUGCGGUUGUGUCCUGGCUCAAUCAGAACCUGAGCGGGCUUGUCUUCUUGCUUUGGGGCUCUUAUGCUCAGAAGAAAGGCAGUGCCAUCGACAGGAAGCGGCACCACAUCCUGCAGACCGCUCAUCCCUCCCCGCUGUCCGUGUACCGAGGGUUCUUUGGGUGUAGACAUUUUUCGAAAGCCAAUGAGUUGCUGAAGAAGUCUGGCAAGAAGCCCAUCAACUGGAAAGAGCUGUGACCCCACGCAAAGGGGCAGUCUGACUCCAGGGGUGGUUUGGAAGAGCCCCUGUGGAAGUGUUUGUCACUUGUGGGGUGGGGUCAUUGACAUUCAAAUAGGCUGCACAGGGCCUGCAGCCCUAUCCAGCCAGAAACAGCAGUUCCUCUAACCAUCCGCACCUGCGCCUCCCAUCCUGGCAAGAUAAGGGCCAGGCGGCUUGUCCUGAAAUCCACACUCACUUGAAUCCCACUUUUUUGGGGGGUGAAAGAGGAGACUUGUAGCUUUUGGGCCCAACAAGUAGUUUGCUUCUAGCUGCUUGUUUUUGACCUGCUAGAUAGACUUGAUAGGUUCUGGGGUGCUGGGCAUUGUUUAGAAAGCUUUGAGUCUAUUUCUUUGGAAGUAUGGGCCAA
Molecule: messenger RNA, 1401 nt
Organism: Dipodomys spectabilis (banner-tailed kangaroo rat)
Lineage: Eukaryota; Metazoa; Chordata; Mammalia; Rodentia; Heteromyidae
Gene: Ung
Product: uracil DNA glycosylase
Exons: 7
Coding region: 71-1012 (313 amino acids)
Biological process (GO): base-excision repair; base-excision repair, AP site formation via deaminated base removal
Cellular component (GO): nucleus; mitochondrion
Molecular function (GO): uracil DNA N-glycosylase activity
Source: RefSeq, a predicted model, not a curated record